Messenger RNA from Pyricularia pennisetigena, 510 nucleotides. RefSeq lists its product as uncharacterized. The transcript has 2 exons. Bases 1 to 510 code for a protein of 169 amino acids. Lineage: Eukaryota; Fungi; Ascomycota; Sordariomycetes; Magnaporthales; Pyriculariaceae. The record is from RefSeq and is a predicted model, not a curated record.
AUGGCAUCACAGAAACGAGUACAAAAGGAGCUUGCAGACUGCAUGGCCAACCCGCCGUCGGGAAUGACUGUCAGCCUCCCGUCGGACGCCGACAUCUUCACGUGGCACGUGACGCUGGCCGGUCCUCCCGAAACGAUCUACGCGGGCGGGCAGUACGGUUUGGUGGUGAAGCUGCCCGCCGACUACCCAUUCAAGGCGCCCAUCAUCACGUUCGCCACGCGCAUCUACCACCCAAACGUGACCAACGACUCGGCCGGCAACAUUUGCAUCUCGGCCCUCAAGCCCGAGAACUGGAAGCCCGCCAGCAAGCUGCUCGGCGUUCUCGAGGCCGUCAGGAACCUGCUCAUCGAGCCCAACCCGGACGACCCGCUCGAGGCUAGGAUCGCAGAGGAGUACAAGUCCAACAGGCAGGAGUUUGAAAAGAACGCCAAGAGCUACGUCCAGAGGUACGCAAAGGGCCCGCCGACCUUUGCGAGCCCGCAGACCGAGGUGUCCAAGGAGUCCAAGUGA